Parnassius mnemosyne (clouded apollo) is the source of this 489-nucleotide messenger RNA. The record is from the annotation of a GenBank genome assembly. NCBI's taxonomy places the organism in Eukaryota, Metazoa, Arthropoda, Insecta, Lepidoptera, Papilionidae.
AUGGAGCUCGCAAAGAUUCAUGGUGUUCAAUUUUCACUUGCUGCCAACGCUUUAAAAACAUUUACUUAUGUGGACGAUGUCCUCACGGGGGCAUUCAGCACCGCUGAAACUGUUCGCUUAAAACAGGAACUUAUUGACUUGCUAAAACUGGGUAGCUUUGAGCUUCAUAAGUGGUGUUCCAAUGAGCACAGUGUCAUUGGUGACAUUCCAGAAGACAAAAGGCACUUUGAAGAUGUAGACCUCAAUAAGGAUUCAUUAACCACCAAGACACUAUGCAUCACACAUGAAGUUCAGUCCGACAAGUUCAAAAUAACAGCUCCUCCAAAUGAUACUGGUUUGAAGUCUCCUACAAAGCGUAAGAUCCUAAGCUACAUCAGCAAUUUUUUUGAUCCAAUGGGCCUCACCAGUCCCGUCUUUGUAAAGGCCAAAAACUUUCUUCAAAAGUUAUGGCAAAGUAAUUUGGACUGGGAUACACCUCUCCCAGCGUAA